This is a messenger RNA of Hevea brasiliensis (rubber tree), 1309 nucleotides long. RefSeq lists its product as uncharacterized. The record is from RefSeq and is a predicted model, not a curated record. Lineage: Eukaryota; Viridiplantae; Streptophyta; Magnoliopsida; Malpighiales; Euphorbiaceae. The transcript has 9 exons. Bases 179 to 1018 code for a protein of 279 amino acids.
AAGCGACCUCAACCACUUGCCUCCCGAUUUUCUCUCUUUUUAAGUGGGAGACCCCGACUCGCAAUUUCAUCUUUUCCUCUCACAUUUUCUGCCUUUCAUCUAAUCACUUUUGCGCUUUUUCUACAUUUUUCUGUGGUUCUGCGAUCCAUCUGUUUUAGUUUCUAGUCUACAUAUAAAAAUGAAGUCUGAAGGGAACGAACUCCAGGUUCUGGAGAAGUACAACUGUCUCCUUUUUGAUUUAGAUGACACGCUUUAUUCUUUGAGUUCUGGUUUAUCUCAACACGUCACCAAGAAUAUUGAAGAGUUCAUGGUUCAAAAGCUCGGCAUUGAGGAAAGUAAAGUCCCAGAAUUGUGUGUUUCCUUGUACAAGUAUUAUGGGACAACAUUGGCUGGUCUCAGGGCUGUUGGGUAUAAGUUGGACUAUGAUGAGUACCACAGUUUUGUUCAUGGAAGAUUGCCCUACGAUAUCCUAAAGCCUGACCUUGCUCUUAAAAAUCUUUUACACAGUGUGCCAGUUCGAAAAGUUGUCUUCACCAAUGCAGAUAAAAGACAUGCUGGUAAGGUCCUCAGUAGACUUGGGUUAGAGGACUGCUUUGAAGGGGUUAUGUGCUUUGAGACCUUGAAUCACACUAACAAAGGCAAUGAUAAUGUCGAAGAGGAUGAAAAUGCAGUUUUUGAUAUUAAUGAAUAUAGUGCUGCUCCUAAUGCUGGUAUUGCACUUCCAAAGUCACCAGUUGUCUGCAAACCAUUUGAAACGGCAUUUGACCAGGUCUUUAAGAUUGCCAACAUCAACCCUCAGAGAACGUUGUUCUUUGACGAUAGCAUCCGUAAUUUACAGACUGGGAAACGAUUGGGUCUUAACACUGUGUGGGUAGGCUCUUCCCAUCGAGCUGAAGGUGUGGACUGUGCACUGGAAAGCAUCCACUAUAUCAAGGAAGCACUGCCGGAGCUGUGGGAGGCUAGUGAGAAGACUGAAGGUGUAAGGUAUUCAGGAAAGGUUGCAAUUGAGACAUCAUAGCAUAUUAUUAGGUGGACAUUUUCUCAAAUUAAUCUAAUGCGGUCACACAAUGAAAGCUUAUUUGUUUGAAAUCAAAGUUUUCUUUUCCCCUUGUCUGUGUAACAAUAGAGCCAUUGAGCUAACAAUAGAGCCAUUGAGCUAUCACAUUCGUUUCUGUUGUUUUUUGUUUCCCUGCUUUAUAGUUUAGCUGAUCUUAGCUUGCUGUAUUGGGGCCUGUAGUAGGGUUGGCUCUCCUUCAUGGUUGGUUUGAAAAAUAUGAAUCUCAGUUUAUGCGAGGGAGAAUUAAGUUCA